Fragaria vesca subsp. vesca is the source of this 966-nucleotide messenger RNA. RefSeq lists its product as uncharacterized. The coding region runs from base 1 to 966 and encodes 321 amino acids. The record is from RefSeq and is a predicted model, not a curated record. The transcript has a single exon. NCBI's taxonomy places the organism in Eukaryota, Viridiplantae, Streptophyta, Magnoliopsida, Rosales, Rosaceae.
AUGGGCUAUGGUUGCAGCUUCAAUGUUAGUCCAAGUGGUACAACUGGGGGAUUAAGCUUAUGGUGGAAGGAUGAUCAUGCAGUGAAGAUUGAGGACUUUUCUAAAUUUUUCAUUGAUACUACUAUCACAUCUAUAGAAUUGGGGCAUGUGUUUCAGGUGACUUGGAUGUAUGGGCCUCCUUAUCAGGAAGAUAAAGCUGACUUCUGGAGCAGGUGGAAUUUCAGCAAGCAAGGGAAUUGUCCGUGGCUGAUCAUUGGUGACCUCAAUGAAGUUAUUUUUCAGCAUGAGAGGGAAGGUGGAGCUCCAUGGGAUUAUUGUAGACGCAGGUACUUGAACCUUUUUAUGUCUACUAACUCCCUAAUGGACAUUGGUUUUAAAGACCCUAGGUUCACUUGGGCUAGGAAGGAGAAUGGGAUUAUCAUUUUACAGGAGUGUAUUGAUCGAAGUCUCAUAUGUCAUGAUUGGGUUUUGAACUGGCCAAAUUCUUGCCCUACUCAUCUUGCAAGAAUUAGGUCGGAUCAUAAUCCAUUACUCUUUACUACGGAUCCGGGAUGGAUCAAGAAAAUUCCCACCUUCAAAUUUGAUGCUGCUUGGGUCAAUGAUGCAGAGACUAUUCCUAUUAUAGAGGAAGCAUGGGUGAAAAAUCCAAAUAUGUCUAAUGUGUCACUUUGGAAUGAAAACUUGGGCAGAUGUCGCUCCAAACUGUUAGGGUGGAGUCGCCGCAAAUACCCUAGAUGUGAUAAAGAGUUAAUCAAGGAAUGUUUGUUUGACUUGGAGACUUUACAGUGUGCUAAUCCUUUUGAUAGUAUGAAGGAGCAGGAAAGGUUAUCUUCCAAACUUGGGGACUUGUGGAUCAAAGAGGAACAAUAUUGGCAUCAAAGGUCGAGCAUACAUUGGCUAACUGCUGGUGAUUCCAACACCCGGUUUUUUCAUCUCUCGACUCUCCACCGUAGGCAGUGGAACUGA